GAAAGCUCGCUACGCUCAAGGUGACGAGGUCAAUGGUUAGGAGGUUUAUUUCACACGUUGUAUUUGCCAUUUUGUAACGUUACUCCUGGAGCUACACUCUACAUCACGAGUUUUGCCUCGCUUGAAAAUGGAGACCUUAUCACUAGACCAGGAUCGAUACAAUGAAGGAUACGCAAUCCUCUUGGAGAAGUUGGAACGAAGGCCGAGGUUUAGAAAAUGGGCCCAUGAGGUGUUCCCUGUAGCCAUCGUGCAGAAGUUUGCAUCUGAUCAAGGAGAUGACGAUGGAACAUUCCGUACACUAGGAAUAGGGAGCGGUAAUGGAGAGUUUGAAUUACAUCUCCUGAAGCAGUUGUCGACCCGCUUUCCUCGUAUUAACCACGUAGUCAUCGAACCAUCAGAGGAGUAUAUCCAGGCUUAUCAAACUGAAGUAGCGUCAUCAUCUUUCCAAGGGUCCAUCCAUUUUGAAUGGCACGAAGGGACGUUUCAGGAAUACAAACAGAAGAAACUUGAAGGUACUUCGUCAGAUGGUAGAUUCGACUUCAUCAAUGCGAUACACAGUCUGUAUUAUGCGGAGAAUGCGAGAGAGACCGUGGAGUUACUUUACAGGAGUCUGGCCCCGGGAGGGAUCCUUAUGAUUGAGAUGAGUGACGAUAAAACCAGUGGACAAAGGUUGUUUGAAGACUUUCCAGAACUGCAACAAAUGUUCACCCUCAACAAAUGGGUCACUUUUUCCGACGUAACUGGCGCCCUCUGCAAUAUGAGCAUACCAUUCUCUCGCCUCACCAACCCUAUGAUCUUUGACAUGACCGAAGUCUUCGAUGAAACUUCGCGUGAGGGUAAUUUAUUGCUGGAUUUUUUCACGCAUGUUUCAAACUUUCGCAAGACUGCUGAUGACGGCCUGGUACAGAGAGUUUUGAAGUUUCUAAAGAUGAAGGCUGAAGAGCUGGCGGUGAUGCCGUUGGAGCAGGCUAGUCUGACAACAGGAAACGUAGGUGACGGAAAGGAAAGCACUGGACUCAAAUUCAAGAAAAUUUGGGAAACCUUGAUCAUAGAAAAGCGUUGAGUUCACCACCUCAAAACUACCCAACGACAAAGUGCUACUGUGAAAUUCAUUUACCUAUGACUUCCAGCUUAAGUUUACUUAGCGAUGUUAUAGUGUUACGAUUUUGUGCGUUCUUUGCCUCAAGCAUUGAUAAACGCAUCUUGAGAGAAUUGGUUUUUAAAAGAAACUCCUCAAUAAAGUUCUGCAUAUCAAGUUUGAGCGUUGGUCCCUCUCUUGUUACCGUAUCGUCAUACUUGACGUUGGUAUCAUCGAAAAGCCUAUUUAUUUCCGUUCACAAUGAAACUCCGUUUUGUAAUGAUUAUGUUAUCAUGGAAUGUGCAGUGCACAUGAAUAAGGGGGGGGGGGCAGUUCAAAGUGAAACAUUGCAAAUUACAUCGUAAUUGUCAACAGUGAAGUCUUCAUUUGUUUGAGGAUGGAUUGUGUUUUGAAUAAUGUUGAGGUGGUCAUGCAUGGAUGCAAUGGUGUAUUCUUCCUUUCGAUUAAAGCAAAUUUCAUCUCCUCUACCCCCCCCCCCCCAUGAACCUCAACAUUUUUCAACACAUGUUUCUUUCUCCACAAGGCUAUUAAAACUGCCCGAGGUUAUUUUUUUCAAAGUAGUUACUAUCUUGUGUUUGAUGCUUGUAUUAUGUAUUACUGGUGUCGGGUUACAAACUUUAUGAUAAUUUACAUGUAAUAAUAUUUAAGUAAGAAAAGCAUUAUCAAUUGUGAACGGUCCAUGGUAAAGAUCUCAAGUUAUAUAGCAUACACAUCAUUUUAGUUGAGGUUGCCUUGCCCCCAACCGGAGUGGGGGGGGGGGGCGCCCUACAUUUAUUCAUCUUAUCAUGUCGAAAGAAUGAAUGAAUGAUGCAAAUGCCAUAAGAAUAUGCAAUUUAACUGCUCUUUAUAGGUUAGCAGGAUAAUGUAAUGUUUUGUUGAGGUUUUGUUUCUGUUCUACUAUACUUCCAUUAUAUUCUGUUCAUUUUUAUUUCUAAUCACCACCCUAAAAUGAUUUAUACUCUUACGCACGCAUUGUGACUUUAUAAUUAUUAUACAGGUAAAUUGUUUUUCUUUAAAAAAAAUCCCCCCCCCCCCAAAAAAAAAAUCGAAAUCAGCUCCAUAUAUAGCCACCCUCAAUAUUAGUUUAAUAGUUGCAGAUACAUGUAAUAUGUGAAUUAUAUGCAAUUGCACAACGCUCUCUUCAGGUUCAUGUUAUUUUAAGGUUUUCUACAUGUAUUUUCUUUUAUGGCUGGAAACAUAAUACAUCACAUAGUGCAACAUUAAGUGUGUUCUAUUUCUCUAAUUUGAUAUACUUGCAAUUCAUUGUGAUAUCUUGCUAUUUUAUUCAAUAAUGUAAAGUCACAUGGAUUGGAAAAAGAGACCUUCGGUUGUAGUUAUUUAGUUUUUUCUUUUCUUUACCCCGUGUGACUCACUUCAAAUCUUACUGAGUUUUUUUCAUUCACUUUUUCCUGAUUUCGUAUUUGUCGAAUAAGUAAUAAUAAUAAUGAUUAUGAUAACCCUGCUAUGUCAAGAUUUUAUUUGUUUAAACUAUUAAACUCGACAUCAAUGA
Molecule: messenger RNA, 2609 nt
Organism: Strongylocentrotus purpuratus (purple sea urchin)
Lineage: Eukaryota; Metazoa; Echinodermata; Echinoidea; Camarodonta; Strongylocentrotidae
Product: histamine N-methyltransferase
Exons: 5
Coding region: 128-1063 (311 amino acids)
Source: RefSeq, a predicted model, not a curated record